AUGGAAAAGUUGAAACACCGGAAAAGUCGGCAAAGAUGGAAAGACGCAAACUUGGAAAGCUGGAAAGACGCAAAGAUGGAAAAUUUGGGAAGAUUUUUCGCCAUCUCACGGGUGGUCUGUGGAAGAUUGUUCGAGGAUCUUGGGGGAGAUUGGGGGGGGGGGGGGAUUGAUAUACGGGUUAGUCGGGAUUUUGGUACUGAGAUGAUGGGAUGUCUUAAUGGUGGUGGAGUUAGAGGUUGUGGAGGGAAAAAUGUGAAUGGGAAUGGGAAUGUGAAUUGGGGUCUAGCUUUGGAUAGUGCUUCAUUGUUUGAAUAUGAAGACGAGGAGGGGAUGAAACGAAUAACACAAGAGAAGUUGAGAUUAGAAAAAAAAGUCGAAGAAACGGUCGAUGAGAGGGGGUAA
Molecule: messenger RNA, 402 nt
Organism: Sclerotinia sclerotiorum 1980 UF-70
Lineage: Eukaryota; Fungi; Ascomycota; Leotiomycetes; Helotiales; Sclerotiniaceae
Exons: 4
Coding region: 1-402 (133 amino acids)
Source: RefSeq, a predicted model, not a curated record